GUCGGCGACAUGCAUCCCCUGACCCCCCUCCAACCUGCCUGCCGUCGUCUGUGGCUGUCCUCGACGCAACGGAAACCAUGCAGUUCCCCCUGCAGGGCUAGGGAUGUCACACAUCGCCGCCUCGUUUCUCAGACGGCACCGCGUCGGAAAGACCAGGCCGAGCUGCCGGAGAUCGCAAGCAAGGAGGGAGUGGAGGCUGUCGCGAAACUGAAGCCAGAGAGCCCAAUACCGCUCCUGCAGCGACCACUAGGCGUGCCGGAAAGACCGAGCUCGCUACCGCAGUCUUGGGAGCAGAAACGGGAGGAGCUGUUAGACCAAGAGAAAAGACUGAAGAAGCGUCACGAACUAGUGCGAGAGGCUACGAAAGGCUAUUUUACCGACCUCAACGCGACCCGACGGCAUGGCGGGAAGACUUGGGUUGCGCCCAAAACUAUGAUACGGGAAGAUAAAGCCCUCUACUUCCCUGACAUCGUCGGGACAAACCUGCACUCGAAGGCCGGCGUACAUACGACGAGUCUCUGUACGGGGAAGGUGUCGGUCGUAGCUAUGCUCACAACGAGGGUCUCCGAGGUGACUGCAAGUGCUAAUUACAUCAAGCCGACGCACGAGCAAUACUCCUCGCACCCUAUGUAUCGAUACAUACAGAUCAACCUCCAGGAGAAUCUCCUCAAGUCACUCCUCGUGUCCCUCUUCACCUCUGGCAUCCGCAAAAGCAUUCCCGAGGAGCUCUGGGAAUCCUACCUGGUCAGCAACCAAAAUAUGGAUUACGUUCGCCAUGAUAUGGGCAUGACGAACAGCCGUAUCGGCUACGUCUUUCUCGUCGACGAGCAGUGCAAGAUUCGUUGGGCUGCGUGCGCAGACCCGAUAAACGAGGAAAUCGAGGCGUUGAGGGUCUGCACCGGGGUUUUGCUCAAUAGAUAUAAUAAGGGCCCCGACGUCGUCGCUUCAUGACGUGCCAGUGCUAUUUUGUCUACUGCUGAUCGUGCGCGUUCGAUCUGAUUGCUUUGGUACUCGUAGGGUAGUGACGGCAAAAGUUAGGCAUUGGUGUGGGAACAGCAGCUAAUGAUGUGCGUCCGACUUUCGCCGUCCACGAACACCUGAAGUCUUGAGUAUUAUGCACACUCAUACCCACCGCGAGCCUUACGUCCGCCUAAACCGAGAACAACUGCGACCUUGAAUGUGUUAGUGCGAGUACCCUUGGCGAUCGCAUGCUGUUCAUGCCCGAGCUGGCCCCACAUCCAG
This is a messenger RNA of Fomitopsis serialis, 1242 nucleotides long. Its product is annotated as ATP10 protein-domain-containing protein. Gene Ontology annotation, biological process: mitochondrial proton-transporting ATP synthase complex assembly. NCBI's taxonomy places the organism in Eukaryota, Fungi, Basidiomycota, Agaricomycetes, Polyporales, Fomitopsidaceae. Gene Ontology annotation, cellular component: mitochondrial inner membrane. Bases 10 to 951 code for a protein of 313 amino acids. The record is from RefSeq and is a predicted model, not a curated record. The transcript has 7 exons.